GAAAAUGUAACACACUGUCGUCAUGUUUUGUCGCGUCUGGGGUGUUCCCGCUAUUUUGUGUCGCUAAAGCAGCAAAGCUAAACUAGCUAGCUUGUUGUUGAUUCCUAGUCAGCCUACUGGGAAGAGGCCGCCCACCUUCGAGGCUGAAACCCACAGUAUUAGCCAACUUUCACAGAGGCUAGGCUAACCCUGGCUCCCCCGCGGACUUUUGCUUCCUCUUCGGCUUGAAAAUACAAAUACCACUGGCUGUUACACCAGUCGUUAGUUAGCUGUUUUGCUAGCAGCACAGUGGAGAAGCUGCCUGCUGUCGCGGUGCUGAUUACCGUCCAGCCUCAAACUCACGGUGGGUAUACAUCCGGAGGCAGUGAAACAGUUUUUUUGAAUGUCUAAAAGUGAGCCAGAAGAGAUGAUAGAGAUUGAGAUAGACGAACGGGAGAAACAGGCAUGCCUGGAAGAAGGUGUCGAGGAACAGACCAUCACUGCGUCAGACCUGAUUCAGCAAGAUAUCGACAUAAAUGAGCCAAUUGGUAAUCUGAAGAAGCUUUUAGAGCCUCGUAUCCAAAUCUCAUUGGAUGCUUAUGAAAUCUGCUUGCAGGACAUUCAGCUCCACCCUGAUCACAGUCUCUUCGAUCAGGGAGUAAAGACUGAUGGCACAGUGCAGCUCAGCCUGCAGAUUAUAACCAAACCAGGAGAGGAGAAACUGAACAUUUUGGAGAUCGUAAAACCAGUAGAAACAGUAGAAGUAGUGAUUGAUCCAGAUGCAGCAGGAGAAGAGAGCGCUCUGGUGGAGGAGGGACAGCUUAUUGCUGUAGAGCGGUCUGCCCUGUCUGAUGAGACCUCAGAGCAGGUUACACGUUGGGCCGCAGCUCUUGAAGGCUACCGGAAAGAGCAGGUCCGCCUAGGCAUACCAUACGACCCUCUGCUCUGGAGUGCUGAUCAGGUGAUCCACUGGGCUGUGUGGGUAAUGAAGGAGUUCAAUAUUGAUGAGAUGGAAAUAGGCAGCAUUCACAUCCCAGGUCGAGAGCUCUGCAUUUUCACCCAGGAGGAGUUCCUUCAGAAAGUGCCCAAUGGAGAGAUACUCUGGAGUCACCUGGAACUCCUCCGCAAAUAUGUGUUGGCUAGCCAGGACCAGUCUGGAGCAGACGCCACUGUCACUAUUGAUCAGCCUGUGCAGAUAAUCCCAGCUCAAGUGAGCACACCCACUGCUAUAAAGGUGUUGAAGCAGAACCGUGGUCCCAGAGCACCUCGUAUUUCAGGAGAAGAGCGCAGCUCACCUGGUAACCGCACAGGCAACAAUGGUCAGAUCCAGUUGUGGCAGUUUCUGCUUGAGCUGCUGACAGACAAGGACUCAAGAGACUGCAUCUCCUGGGUAGGCGAGGAGGGAGAGUUCAAACUCAACCAGCCUGAGCUUGUGGCACAGAAAUGGGGCCAACGUAAGAACAAGCCUACCAUGAACUACGAGAAGCUCAGUCGAGCGCUCAGAUAUUACUAUGACGGGGACAUGAUCUGCAAGGUGCAGGGCAAGCGCUUUGUGUACAAGUUUGUGUGUGACCUGAGGACUCUGAUUGGCUACAGCGCUGCUGAACUCAACAACCUGGUGACCGAGUGUGAGCAGAAGAAACUGGCUCGCAUGCAGAUGCACGGCAUCGGGCAGCCAAUCACGACAGUGACCCUGGCCGCCACGACGCUAGACAAGGAUAGCUGAAGGAGGUCACAUUACAGCGGUCGUCAGGUGGUGUGGACAAAGUGUGCGCUUCACAGCUGAUUAGAAACCACACGUCUCUCACACAGAAAUGCAAAGCUGAUCUCUGAUCAGUGUGGAUUACCAACUUUCUUAUUGUCUUUACAGUUUCAUGAGGCAGGUAAAGUUUUCUUUUUUUUAGCUUUUCUGUACUUCUAACGAAGAGAAGCGUGUCCAGGAUGAAGGGAGAAUGUCUUUCUGAUUACUGAUUGUUGUGUGCAUGUCACUGAAUGCUUGAGUGUGACUGAAAAAUCCAGUUAAGAGCUUUGUGUUGUGUGCUCCUCGUCUGUAGUUUAGGACCAUUUCCACUGUAUAUACCGGCAUUUCAUGUUUUUGAUAGCCACAAUGGCAAGUGUAUUUUCAUAUUUUCCAUUUAUAGAGGACCCGUUUUGUAUUUUAUUUAGUGUUUGUUCCCUGAAUUAUUGGACCCUUUUUGUCCACUAGGGGGAAUAAAGUGGCAAGCCUUUUCUUAA
Messenger RNA from Archocentrus centrarchus (flier cichlid), 2214 nucleotides. It is a transcript of the gene gabpa, whose product is annotated as GA binding protein transcription factor subunit alpha. The transcript is spliced from 10 exons. Gene Ontology annotation, molecular function: sequence-specific DNA binding; DNA-binding transcription factor activity, RNA polymerase II-specific. Gene Ontology annotation, cellular component: nucleus. Gene Ontology annotation, biological process: regulation of transcription by RNA polymerase II; cell differentiation. The coding region runs from base 383 to 1705 and encodes 440 amino acids. Lineage: Eukaryota; Metazoa; Chordata; Actinopteri; Cichliformes; Cichlidae. The record is from RefSeq and is a predicted model, not a curated record.